GUAUCCUAUAGGCUUGAAAUCCGGCAAUUGUCACAUGACCGAUUAGAUUACAUUGUCGUUAAAAAUAGUUUUUCCGAGAAGUUAAAGAAUCUCUCAGAACCUCAGCUCAUGAUGAGAUGGCGGAAYUCAAUGUGUUCGCGAACAAUCUUGAAAGAGAACUCACUUGUUCCAUAUGCGAAAAGAUCUUUACCAACCCAAGGACGUUGAAAUGUCUGCACGCUUUCUGCCUGAAAUGCAUAUCUGACUGGAACGAGUUGUGUAGACAGGAAAGACGACCACUAACGUGUCCUUCAUGUAGGUCAAUCGAGAGACUCGAAGGCGAUGACGUGUCUAAUCUUCCUCUUUCGUUCUACCUCGACUCCCUUCUUCAAGUUCUUCGUGAUAUGAAAACUGCUGCCAAGACACAAGACCAACAGGAACUACCAGACUGUGUUAGCUGCAAGAAACGAGACAAACUCGUAGCAUUCUGUCCACAGURCCAAGGAUUUAUCUGUGUUUCAUGCAUGGGCCUUCACCAAACCUUAACGACGUUCCAGGAGCAUCAAGCGACGAUGUUCAGCGAUUUCAACAAAGAAAAUGUCAACAACCACGUUAAAAAUCAAAUGUAUUAUUGUYCAAAAAGAUACCACAGCAAAAACAAACUAGACUUUUACUGUACAACAUGCAAACAAUGUAUCUGUUUGAAAUGUAACGCAACAGAACAUAAACUACACCACGUAGUGACCGUCGAGGAAGCCGCGCAAGAGAUGAAAGUGUCCAUAAAGCGGGAUAUGGACAGAGCAAAUAUGAUGAAAGAACACUAUGAAGAAGAACUUGAACAUUCCAAACAGGAUGUCGCAYGUAUUGAGCAAGAAAUUAAUGCAGCAAUGAAGAAAGUUACCGAUUAAUGUACGUUACACACCUCAAGUCAAGUCACGCAAACCUUGCAGGAUAUUGGAACUGUUGAGGAAAGCGUGACAGAUCAUUCACGUUGUUCAAUUGAAAGUCUAAAUGACAUCAGGUGCGGUCUUGUCAAUCGCUUUGAAGUCGUCACAAGAAACUCUCAAAACGAACAAAGCAUGACUUGUAAAGGCUCUAUUGAUGUUCAAAUCAAAGAUGGCGAUGGAAUGGAUGUAGAGAAGGAAUUAAAUCAAAGUGAAAAAGGGAAAUACACCGUGAAGUAUCUUGCAGAGAAACCGGCAUGUAAUUACACAGUCCAUGUGAAAAUCAAUGGACAAGAAAUCAAGAACUCACCACAGACUGUUAAGACACGUGACCUCAGAGGGGAAUUUAGACCAGUCAAAGACUUUCCACGAGUAAAAAGAAAUUCAAGUAAAUUCUGGUCACUAGCAAUAAGUGAAAGAGGAGAGGUAGCCAUUGCUGACUUGGGUGUUGGUCGUAUUGUAAUGUUCAAUGUUGACGGAGAGUAUUUGAGACAUUUUGGCGAAGAAGGAACCGAUGAAGGUAAACUUAUUAAUCCUCGUGCUGUAGUCUUUCAUGAAGACCAUUUACUUGUUACUGAUAAUAAUGCGAACAAUGGUACUGGACGAAUAAAGAAGUUCGAUUUGAAUGGUACUUACUGUAGAACUAUUUACAAAGAGCAAGGAGUUGAACUAUUUGGAAUGCGUGCAACAAAUGAAAACAUUGCUGUUUGCUAUCAGUCCCCAAUCAAAAACCAGUCGGGAAUAACAUUUUUAAAAAAGCAAUCUGGCCAGGAGGUGCAGAGAGAAUUUCGCAUGAUYAUUGAAGAUGAGGUACCAAAAAAUAUUGCUUAUGAUAGCGGUAAAUACUUUGUGUCAUAUCCAGCGGAACACUSCAUCCGCGUUUUUGAUAGAAAUUUUGCACUGUUGUAUAAAUUUGGAAAGAAAGGAAAUGGAAAUGGUGAGUUUAAAUUUCCACGAGGUCUGGCUGUUAUAAGUGAUACAAUCCUUGUUUGUGAUGAUGACAACUACCGAGUUCAAAUGUUGAAUCAGGAUGGUCGCUUCAUACGUUCCUUUGGUAGCCGUGGUUCAGGUCUUGGUCAGAUGAAGAACCCUAUGGAUGUCGCUGUUGCACCAGGUGGUCAAGUCUUUGUAGUUGAAUGGGACAAUUACCGUGUCCAAGUCUGGCGAUAGAAUCUAUAGAUAACGCAUAGUUACAACUAUAGGUGGUACUUUCCCUCUUUUUUAGACCGUUUGUUUUUUUUGUCAAAAAAAGAUCUAUCGUUGAAAGCUGCUUUUUGAUUGGUACGAAACCAAAGAUGGCGAUUCCUUUUGGAUAAACCGUAAACCGUGUUAUUUGAUCUUUUUUUACAUGACGUCCAGCGGCUUUUGGUAUUAUUUUGUAUAGCUAUUUGGCUUGAUAAUCUUACAAUGAGAAUAGAAAUAAUGAUAACAAUAAUGGAUUAUCAACUCAAUGUGUUUCCCGAAAAGAGAGGUGAUCAUUGCGAUGGGACAAACUUCAAACUAUCGUUUGAAGUACAUACUAUACGAAAAUAUAUAGAGAUUUUUAAUGUCUAGAACUGCAUGUUCACUUCAGAUUUAAGCAAAACUUUAUUAGAAAUAUAAGUUUGAUAAAAUUUAGCAUUUGUUUAGCGACCUUACAUAAAGAUGAAUGUAGAAAAUAUUCAGUUUUAARUAACUCAAUUGUUAAUCAGUAAUGACAAUACACAUGAAUACAAUAUGACAUUCAG
Molecule: messenger RNA, 2650 nt
Organism: Exaiptasia diaphana
Lineage: Eukaryota; Metazoa; Cnidaria; Anthozoa; Actiniaria; Aiptasiidae
Product: E3 ubiquitin-protein ligase TRIM71-like
Exons: 2
Biological process (GO): positive regulation of DNA-templated transcription
Cellular component (GO): nucleoplasm; chromatin
Molecular function (GO): ubiquitin-protein transferase activity; protein binding; zinc ion binding
Source: RefSeq, a predicted model, not a curated record